ACAGUGUCGUAAAGACGGAGCCGAAGCGGCAGCAUGGGGCUGUACGCGGCGGCGGCGGCCGUGCUGGCGGGCGUGGAAAGCCGCCAGGGCUCCCUCAAGGGGCUGGUGUAUUCCAGCAGCUUCCAGAACGUGAAGCAGCUGUACGCGCUGGUGUGCGAGACGCAGCGCUACUCGGCCGUGCUGGACGCCGUGAUCGCCAGCGCCGGGCUCCUCCGCGCCGAGAAGAAGCUGCGGCCGCACCUGGCCAAGGUGCUAGUGUAUGAAUUAUUGCUAGGGAAGGGUUUCCGAGGGGGUGGAGGCCGAUGGAAGGCUCUUCUGGGCCGGCACCAGGCGAGGCUCAAGGCUGAGUUGGCCCGGCUCAAGGUUCAUCGGGGUGUGAGCCGAAAUGAGGACCUGUUGCAAGAAAGUUCCAGGCCUGGCCAAGCCUACCAGGUGCCUCGGUUCGUGCGUGUGAACACGCUCAAGACCUGCCCUGAGGACGCGAUCGAUUAUUUCAAGAGACAAGGUUUCUCCUACCAGGGUCGGGCUUCCAGCCUGGAGGACUUGCGAACUCUCAAGGGGCAACAUUUUCUUCUGGACUCCCUGUUGCCUGAGCUUCUUGUGUUUCCUGCACAGACAGAUCUGCAUGAGCACCCGCUCUACCGCGCUGGCCAUCUCAUCCUGCAGGAUAAGGCCAGCUGCCUCCCAGCCAUGCUGCUGGCCCCCCCGCCUGGCUCCCAUGUCAUUGAUGCCUGUGCUGCCCCCGGCAACAAGACCAGUUACAUUGCGGCCCUUCUGAAGAACCAGGGGAAGAUCUUUGCUUUCGACCAGGAUGCCAAGCGGCUGGCAGCCAUGGCUACAUUGCUGGCUCGAGCUGGGGUCUCUUGCUGCGAGUUAGCAGAGAAGGACUUCCUGACAGUUUCUCCCUCCGACCAGCGUUACGGCCAGGUCCAGUACAUCUUGCUGGACCCUUCUUGUAGUGGCUCUGGUAUGCUGAGCCGGCGGCUGGAGGAGCAUGGGGGAGGCACACCUAGCAAGGAGCGUUUGCAGGCCUUGGCAGGGUUCCAGCAGCGGGCUCUGUGCCACGCCCUCACCUUCCCCUCCCUGCGACGCCUAGUCUACUCCACGUGUUCCCUUUGCCAAGAGGAGAACGAAGAUGUGGUUCAAGAGGCUCUACGGCAGAACUCGGGGGUCUUCAGAUUAGCUCCUGUCCUACCCACGUGGCCUCACCGAGGUCUGAGUACCUUUCCGGAGUCUGAGCACUGCCUCCGGGCUUCUCCCGAGACCACACUCACGGGUGGCUUCUUCAUUGCUGUGUUUGAGCGGGCAGAAGUGGUACCAAGCCCAGCCCCACAGGACAAAGCAGUGGCUCCAGAACCUCUCAGCAAAGCUCCAAAGAGAAAGAGAAGACGCAAAGCAGCAGCUGGUGGCAGCAUGCAGCCAAGUACAUAGUGGUCACUGAGCCUUACAGCACACCGUCCUGGUGGGAAUCCGCUCCCCCGGGAGGAGCAGAUGUGGCCCUGCGGGUCCCUUCCUGGGCAGUUUACCAGUUAAGUUCUUUGCUUCACAAAUAAAGGGCAGACAGGUCAA
Messenger RNA from Peromyscus californicus insignis, 1569 nucleotides. It is a transcript of the gene Nsun5, whose product is annotated as NOP2/Sun RNA methyltransferase 5. Bases 34 to 1431 code for a protein of 465 amino acids. Gene Ontology annotation, biological process: rRNA base methylation. The record is from RefSeq and is a predicted model, not a curated record. Gene Ontology annotation, cellular component: nucleolus. Lineage: Eukaryota; Metazoa; Chordata; Mammalia; Rodentia; Cricetidae. The transcript has 10 exons. Gene Ontology annotation, molecular function: methyltransferase activity.